Molecule: messenger RNA, 2668 nt
Organism: Pan troglodytes (chimpanzee)
Lineage: Eukaryota; Metazoa; Chordata; Mammalia; Primates; Hominidae
Gene: ADRA1B
Product: adrenoceptor alpha 1B
Exons: 2
Coding region: 586-2142 (518 amino acids)
Biological process (GO): adenylate cyclase-activating adrenergic receptor signaling pathway; positive regulation of cytosolic calcium ion concentration; cell-cell signaling
Cellular component (GO): plasma membrane
Molecular function (GO): alpha1-adrenergic receptor activity
Source: RefSeq, a predicted model, not a curated record
GCAGAGGGCGCGCCCUGGGAGCGGCGGGGGACGCGGCUGGCUUCCCGGCUUGCCGGGGUGGCGGCGUCGGGGCUGCGGGCGCCUCGGCUGGACCCGCAUUGCCCCCUAGUGCCGCGCGGAGUCAGGGCGCCGGGCUCCCCCGCCUGAUGUCACCGCCGUGCAGUCAGCCCAGAGGCGGCUCAUUGAAAGCAGACCCUCCUCGGCGCUCGCUGGGCGGAGGACGCGCCGCGGUCCGCAGACCCGAGCGAGCUGGGCACCGCCGGGCGCCCCCGGCCCUGCCGCCCCCUCCUCCCCGCCGCUCCCCCGCGAGCCCGGCCAGGCGCGCCUGACGUGGACCAUUAAACUUGGAGCUGCCGCCUCGUCCCCUCUCCUCCUCCUCCUCCCUCUGACAGGCGAGCGAGCGGCUCGGUGCAGGCAGGAGACGUGCUGCCGGGCUGGACUGCCCGGGGGAGAUGACUCCUCGCCAGGAGGGCGCCUCUGGGAAGAAGACCACGGGGGAAGCAAAGUUUCAGGGCAGCUGAGGAGCCUUCGCCGCAGCCCUUCCGAGCCCAAUCAUCCCCCUGGCUAUGGAGGGCGGACUCUAAGAUGAAUCCCGACCUGGACACCGGCCACAACACAUCAGCACCUGCCCACUGGGGAGAGUUGAAAAAUGCCAACUUCACUGGCCCCAACCAGACCUCGAGCAACUCCACACUGCCCCAGCUGGACAUCACCAGGGCCAUCUCUGUGGGCCUGGUGCUGGGCGCCUUCAUCCUCUUUGCCAUCGUGGGCAACAUCCUAGUCAUCUUGUCUGUGGCCUGCAACCGGCACCUGCGGACGCCCACCAACUACUUCAUUGUCAACCUGGCCAUGGCCGACCUGCUGUUGAGCUUCACCGUCCUGCCCUUCUCAGCGGCCCUAGAGGUGCUCGGCUACUGGGUGCUGGGGCGGAUCUUCUGUGACAUCUGGGCAGCCGUGGAUGUCCUGUGCUGCACAGCGUCCAUUCUGAGCCUGUGCGCCAUCUCCAUCGAUCGCUACAUCGGGGUGCGCUACUCUCUGCAGUAUCCCACGCUGGUCACCCGGAGGAAGGCCAUCUUGGCGCUGCUCAGUGUCUGGGUCUUGUCCACCGUCAUCUCCAUCGGGCCUCUCCUAGGAUGGAAGGAGCCGGCACCUAACGAUGACAAGGAGUGCGGGGUCACCGAAGAACCCUUCUAUGCCCUCUUCUCCUCUCUGGGCUCCUUCUACAUCCCUCUGGCGGUCAUUCUAGUCAUGUACUGCCGUGUCUAUAUAGUGGCCAAGAGAACCACCAAGAACCUAGAGGCAGGAGUCAUGAAGGAGAUGUCCAACUCCAAGGAGCUGACCCUGAGGAUCCAUUCCAAGAACUUUCACGAGGACACCCUUAGCAGUACCAAGGCCAAGGGCCACAACCCCAGGAGUUCCAUAGCUGUCAAACUUUUUAAGUUCUCCAGGGAAAAGAAAGCAGCUAAGACGUUGGGCAUUGUGGUCGGUAUGUUCAUCUUGUGCUGGCUACCCUUCUUCAUCGCUCUACCGCUUGGCUCCUUGUUCUCCACCCUGAAGCCCCCCGACGCCGUGUUCAAGGUGGUGUUCUGGCUGGGCUACUUCAACAGCUGCCUCAAUCCCAUCAUCUACCCAUGCUCCAGCAAGGAGUUCAAGCGCGCUUUCGUGCGCAUCCUCGGGUGCCAGUGCCGCGGCCGCCGCCGACGCCGCCGCCGCCGUCGCCUGGGCGGCUGCGCCUACACCUACCGGCCGUGGACGCGCGGCGGCUCGCUGGAGCGCUCGCAGUCGCGCAAGGACUCGCUGGACGACAGCGGCAGCUGCCUGAGCAGCAGCCAGCGGACCCUGCCCUCGGCCUCGCCGAGCCCGGGCUACCUGGGCCGCGGCGCGCCGCCGCCAGUCGAGCUGUGCGCCUUCCCCGAGUGGAAGGCGCCCGGCGCCCUCCUGAGCCUGCCCGCGCCUGAGCCCCCCGGCCGCCGCGGCCGCCACGACUCGGGCCCGCUCUUCACCUUCAAGCUCCUGACCGAGCCCGAGAGCCCCGGGACCGACGGCGGCGCCACUAACGGAGGCUGCGAGGCCGCGGCCGACGUGGCCAACGGGCAGCCGGGCUUCAAAAGCAACAUGCCCCUGGCGCCCGGGCAGUUUUAGGGCCCCCGUGCGCAGCUUUCUUUCCCUGGGGAGGAAAACAUCGUGGGGGGGAGGGGAGGGCGGGGCGGAGGGGGGAGGGGAGCGUCCACGCCGGGUAGACGUGCGCCCCAAGGGGAACCGGGGGGAGGGCCGGGGAGAGGGGCAGCUGCUUUUCUGGCAGGGGCAUGGGUGCCAGGUACCACGCGGAAAGCCGGGCCGAGCAUGCUGAGAGCCUGGGGGACCCGACGCCGCCGGGAUUUACCUCUCUCUCUCCCUCUGUGUAUAUAUAAACGAGUCCCUCUCUACUUGUAUUUAACCGUGGGUGCACGUGAGUGUGUCUGUGCGGUGUGCGUGUGUUCCGCUUGUGUGUGUGUGUGCGUGGGGCCGCCCUGUGAGGGCGCGGCGACUGUGCGCCCAGGAGGCAGCCGGGGGCGUUGUGUGUGUGUCGUGACUUCGUACCUCUCAAGCCCCUCCUUGUACUUCACUGAAGGAUGGCACUUUGGUGGGGUUGGAAACAAAGUCGACAUUAAAGGUCAUUUCUCCUGUU